GAAAGGAGAGAAAGGGGAGAGAGAGAGAGGGACACCCCCCACACCCCUCCAAACCCCCAAGGUAAGAUUCUAUAACAAGGACUGCUUCACCGUCUGCCCCUCACUCGAUACCAGCGUCCUAACCCUAACCUGACCCUCUCCUGCACCCUUUACCUAACCCUUUCUUGCAGCUAUGGGGUGCAGAAAUAACUCCCCACUUCUACUCCUGCUGGUGGCGCUGCUGGGGUACCUACAGAGUGCCAGCGCGUACCCUCUUGAUCCCAAUGUGGUAGCAACACUGCAACCCCCCAAGGACUUCUUUGCGAGCCCGUUCUUUAACUACUGGGCUAGAUUAGUUGUGGCUGGCUUCGGGUUCUCCUUUCUCACUGCAGCCGGGGUCAUUCUGGCGAUCAAGAGGAAGGAGAACAAACUGGCGAACCUGGAGGAAUACUACGACCAGCUGCAGGAGUACUUCGCCGAGGGCCCUGAAGACUUCCCUGAGGACUUCCCCGACGUGUUUCCUGUGCCGGACGAACUCCCCACGCACAACUUCCCCUUCCCCGCCGACUUGCCAGGCCCCGGGGGAUGGCUGGGCUACAAGUACUUACGACCUGGCAACGACUUGGACUUCCUUAAACGCAGCGAUGGUUCUGACGCAAAAUUUCCUUCUACGAAUUCUCUCCGCCGCAGUCAGAGGUCCAUACAAGGUCCUCCCACACCUACAAACCUGCAGAAGGCGAUGCAGAGGGUACUACAGGCAGAGGACACGCAGGAGGUGGUGAUAAAGACAGCGGAGUUAAUACAAGAGGUGGUGGAGAGAGUGGACGAGGAUGGGUGUCUCCUGAAGCUUCUGUGCCACCUUCAGGAGAAACCCAUGGGCGCCCGUACCGGUGAGGAGGACCUGCUACUGCGCCUCUAUAGCCUCAGCGCCCCCAAAGGAUCCCCAGUGUGCAGCCAGGAGCCCUCAAAGUGUUCCCUGAAGGAGGCGCAGCUGGAGGAAGCUUUCUCGUGGGGCAUCACUGCUUAAGGGCGUGAUAUGUUAAUUUAUGUGUGAAUGAUGUUUGUGUUUGUAUAUGUAAAGUGUUGUAAAAUAUUUAUUGCA
This is a messenger RNA of Scylla paramamosain (green mud crab), 1081 nucleotides long. RefSeq lists its product as uncharacterized. The record is from RefSeq and is a predicted model, not a curated record. The transcript is spliced from 2 exons. NCBI's taxonomy places the organism in Eukaryota, Metazoa, Arthropoda, Malacostraca, Decapoda, Portunidae. The coding region runs from base 173 to 1006 and encodes 277 amino acids.